This is a messenger RNA of Penicillium odoratum, 1467 nucleotides long. RefSeq names its product cytochrome P450. Gene Ontology annotation, molecular function: iron ion binding; oxidoreductase activity, acting on paired donors, with incorporation or reduction of molecular oxygen; monooxygenase activity. The record is from RefSeq and is a predicted model, not a curated record. Lineage: Eukaryota; Fungi; Ascomycota; Eurotiomycetes; Eurotiales; Aspergillaceae. Bases 1 to 1467 code for a protein of 488 amino acids. The transcript has 5 exons.
AUGGAGAUGCUUUCAAUUAGCAAUAUAUUAGCCUUCAUAGGCUUUGCCUUUGGACUAUUAUGUCUACGAUUCCUUCACCAAAGACUCACCAAUCCACUCACUCAAAUUCCAGGCCCAGAAUACUCCAAAUGGACAGAUCUCGUCUACAAAUACUACUGGUUCAGCGGGAAAGUCCCACAUUAUGUCCACCAUCUUCAUGAAAAAUAUGGCCCUAUUGUCCGAACAAGCACAACUCAAGUCGACAUCUGCGACAUUGAAGCAGCACGAGAGAUCCACAAGACCAACAGCCGCUACAUGAAAUCGAGUUUCUACGACAACUUGGUGGCUAAGAAUUUUCGAACCCUGUUCACAACUACCGAUCUAAAGUUUCAUUCCAAUCGGCGACGUCUUUUGGCUACUCCCAUCUCCGACUCUUCUCUCAGCAAACAUGAGCCUCUAAUAUCAAGCCGAGUUCACCUGGCCGUGGACAAAAUUGCACAAGAAAUGCAAAACCAAGGGUUCGCCGACGUAUUCAAAUGGUGGCUAUUCAUGGCAACCGACGUAAUCGACGAACUAACAUUUGGAGAGUCCUUCCACAUGCUCGAGAAUGGAGAGAAAAACCAAUACACCAAAGAUCUCGAAAUUCUAUCAAGCCUCCAACCAAUUCGAACCACAUUUCCAAACAUGGUCCAUCUUGCCCGAAGCCUCCCAUUACCUAUUUUCAACCACGCCGCCAAAGUCGCCAACAGAAUGAACAACUACGCCCUCCAAUCACUCCAACGCUACACAAAACACCUCGAGCAAAACCCCACCCACCCAAAACAAACCCUCUUCACAAAACUCUUCGACGAGAAAAACGGUCUCUCACUACAUGACAUCCUACCCGAAGCCCAAGGAUACAUCGUAGCCGGAAGCGAUACCACAGCCGUUACACUGACAUACCUCAUAUACUCCGUCUGCAGCGACAACCGCAUACGAGAAAAACUAGUUGCAGAGCUCAACACUCUCCCCAAUCCAAUGUCAAUCUCCGACAAAGAUCUUCGCAACUUGCCCUAUCUAAACCAAGUCAUCAACGAGACCCUCCGGCUACACACUGCCGUUCCUGUCGGAUUACCCCGGUCAGUCCCUGCAGGUGGCGCCAUACUUAAAGGGAUGUAUCUUGUCGGCGGAACUACGGUGUCAACGCAGUCGUAUAGUCUGCACCGGGACGCGGGGAUCUUUCCCAAUCCUGAUCUCUUUAAUCCCGAGAGGUGGGAGGAUCCGAGCAAUGAUAUGAAAGAUGCUUCGAUUCCGUUUGGAGGAGGAUCGCGCGUUUGUAUUGGAAUCCAUCUAGCGCGCAUGGAGCUUCGAUUGGCAACCGCAUUGUUUUUUCGAAGGUUUCCUCGGGCUCGGAUCUCUUCCAGGGAGGGGAUGUCGGGUGAUGAUAUGACUAUGAAGGCUUUCUUCCUGAUGGCUCCUCAAGGGCAUAGGUGUCUGGUAGAGGCAUAA